Indicator indicator is the source of this 933-nucleotide messenger RNA. It is a transcript of the gene HES4, whose product is annotated as hes family bHLH transcription factor 4. Gene Ontology annotation, biological process: regulation of transcription by RNA polymerase II; anterior/posterior pattern specification; regulation of neurogenesis. Bases 1 to 879 code for a protein of 292 amino acids. Gene Ontology annotation, molecular function: DNA-binding transcription factor activity, RNA polymerase II-specific; protein dimerization activity; RNA polymerase II cis-regulatory region sequence-specific DNA binding. Gene Ontology annotation, cellular component: nucleus. The transcript is spliced from 4 exons. Lineage: Eukaryota; Metazoa; Chordata; Aves; Piciformes; Indicatoridae. The record is from RefSeq and is a predicted model, not a curated record.
AUGCCCGCCGAUACGGGCAUGGAGAAACCGACCGCCUCACCCAUCGCGGGGGCACCGGCCAACGCCAGCCACACACCGGAUAAACCCCGGAGCGCCAGCGAGCACCGGAAGUCCUCCAAACCUAUCAUGGAGAAACGGCGCCGGGCACGGAUCAAUGAGAGCUUGGGGCAGCUGAAGACCCUCAUCUUGGAUGCGCUCAAGAAGGAUAGCUCUCGGCACUCCAAGCUGGAGAAGGCAGACAUCCUGGAGAUGACCGUCAAGCACCUCCGAAACCUCCAGCGGGUGCAGAUGACAGCUGCUCUCAGCGCCGACCCCACCGUCCUUGGCAAGUAUCGAGCUGGGUUCAACGAGUGCAUGAACGAGGUGACACGGUUCCUGUCCACCUGCGAAGGGGUCAACACCGACGUGCGCACCCGCCUGCUCAGUCACCUCUCGGCUUGUCUGGGUCAGAUCGUGGCCAUGAACUACCUGCCGCCUCCACCGCCUCCACCGCCACCUUCCAGCCAGCCUGCACAUCUGGCACAGCAACCUCUGCACGUCCAGAUGCCCCCUGCAGCAGCCGGGGCCGUGCCCGUGCCCUGCAAACUGAACCCUGCUGAAGCUUUGUCCCCCAAGGUCUACGGCGGCUUCCAGCUCGUCCCUGCUACCGACGGCCAGUUUGCUUUCCUCAUCCCAAACCCGGCUUUUCCUCCCAACUCUGGACCAGUUAUUCCCCUCUAUGCCAACGCCAACGUCCCGGCAUCCACGGGCAGCAGCUCUGCCACCCCGUCGGCAUCUCCGGUGCAGGGCUUGACAUCAUUUGGGGGCAGCAUUGUUCCAGCGUCCCAGGCGGGAAGCCCCAUCGGAGAGCGCAGUGAAUCAGUCUGGAGGCCUUGGUGACUUGCCUAAAACCCAAUUAUUUUCUUCCCCCCACCCCUCUCUCUAAAACAACUC